Dromaius novaehollandiae (emu) is the source of this 2431-nucleotide messenger RNA. It is a transcript of the gene SH2D1B, whose product is annotated as SH2 domain containing 1B. The transcript is spliced from 4 exons. Gene Ontology annotation, biological process: negative regulation of bone resorption; negative regulation of signal transduction; positive regulation of B cell differentiation. The record is from RefSeq and is a predicted model, not a curated record. NCBI's taxonomy places the organism in Eukaryota, Metazoa, Chordata, Aves, Casuariiformes, Dromaiidae. Gene Ontology annotation, cellular component: cytosol. The coding region runs from base 342 to 749 and encodes 135 amino acids.
GACCAAGAUCCCUAUGUGUAAGACUUUGAGCAACUUUAAAUGUCAAAUCUGUUGCUACAAUGCGAAAAAACGGCUCUUCCUUUCUGAUGUAGACUGUGACCAGUGGAGGCAUACCAUUUCCCCUUUCCUUCCUUAUCUGCAUUCAUGAGCUUUUUGUACAGACUGUUAGCUGACUGUCUUACGGAAAGGUCAGUAAUAACAACACAGAUGAACUCAUGUAUGUACUUAGCACCUCCAACUUCAGUGAUCUCUAGACACCUGCAUUUGGAGUAAGUCUUCUAAUGCUAGGCUUCUGACCUGGAAUUGGUUUGAAAGACGAGAGACAUUGGUUUUAUUUGUCCAUGGAGUUCCCAUUUUUUCAUGGAAAGAUAACAAGAAGAACUUGUGAAGAACUGCUGACCAAGAAAGGAAAGAACGGUAGCUAUUUAAUACGAGAGAGCGAAAGUGUAGCAGGAGCCUUGUGUCUGUGUGUUUUCUUUGAAGAACUCAUCUACACUUACCGUAUCUUCAGGGAACACCAAGGGUAUUUUAAAAUACAGACUUCUGAAGGUGUUCCAGAGAGGACCUUCAGAACUUUAAAGGAUUUAAUAUACACCUACGAAAAGCCAAACCAAGGACUAGUAAUAAACCUUCGCUACCCAGUCAAGAAAUUGAAGCCCCUACAAAGAAGCUCGAGGUUCAAAAAGUCAGCCACAGAUGAUGUUUAUGAUGAAAUUGAAGAGGGUGAUUAUGUUGAUGUCCUACCCUGAAUGAUCUGCAACCUGAUGAUUUGGGAAGCUGCCCUUUCAGACUGUGCCACAACACAACAGAUCAAUUGGAGACAGUUAUCAGCUGGACAUUCUUAGGUGCGGAUCCAUACCUCUGGAAUUAACUUCUUUUGGAGCCUAGAGCUCUGUCUUUUGCUUCAGUAGAUCCAAUACAAGCUACUAUCUUUUUUUCAGCAUUAGAAGAAUUAUUUUUUUUAACAGACACAUGCAUGUAUGUAUGUGUUUUGGUUUUUUAGUCAGCAAAUUGUCCGGUAUGUCUCCUGCUAAAAUGAACAACCUGUUAGAAAACAGUAAUAUAAGUAUGAUAAAUGAAUGUGCAUAAAGCAGCAGUUUAUGGCAGAACUGAUGUAUGUUGAUAAAAAUGAUACACAUGAUGAUAAAAGUUCUGCUGAAAUUAUAUGAUGCUUAAAAAAUUCCAAACUAUUCUUUUGUGCAUGAUUCAUGUUGUCUCAUUGCUGGUAACCAGAUAGCCAUUUCUGCUGUAGAUAUGCCAAGGAAUACUAAUAUUAUCCUGUAGUUCGAAAUAAUCUAAAUUAGAACAAAAAUGUACUAAUAAAUCCAUGCUGUACAGAGUUAGAACAUGAAAAUGGCUUAAACUACUUUUAAUUAAUAACUUUAGUUUGUUACUAGAGGAGUGCAAGCUUUACAUGCAUGUGAUUAUGAACACAUCCUUUUGAAUAAUAAUGUAUACAUGAGAAUAUUUACACGUUCAUUUGACACUGCCAUUAGCUCUGUAUUGUAAUGUGCAUAUUUUUUAUUAUUUUAUUGUAAGAAUUUGCUUUUAUCUAACCCCUCAUUUUAAAUAUUUAGUACACACUUUUGUACCGAAGGUGACGUGCAACUAGCAGCCAAAGUCAGAACUGUAGCAUAUGCCCUGAUUCUCCCUGUUAUUAGUACCAAUUUCUCCUCAAUUUGUAAUCUUAAGGAAGACGGUUAAAUUUGCCAUGUGUUUGUUUAGUAUCUUUCACAAGUUAUGUAUGUAUUUCAAAGGGGUAAUAUUAGCUACACUUCUUUUUUGUUAUAUAACUUUUUCACCAGUAUUUGUUGCAGGACUUUUAGAUGUUACACUGCUCUGGACUUCACUGUGAACUUACAGUUCUGAUGUCAGGCUUAACUGGUACUUCUAGCAUGAAGGAGAUGAAAACCAAGAAUAUAAAUUAACCCCAACAUUACCAAAAUUACUACUCUAUGUAUCCAAAAUUCAUGAAUUGAAAAGAAAGUAGCUGCCCAUGAAAAAUGGUACUAUUGGAGGAAAAAACCUUACUCUGUGGAAGCAUAAUGCAUUGGUGCAUCUCUCUAUCAGCAGAAUUCAGCAGCCUGCCUGACACUCGGUCAUCACAUGUAUCAGACUGAGCAUCUGCUGUGUUGACAUAUCCAAAUCACGCUAGUUUGACUGUUAACAGUCUACACCAUUGCAUAGUUUUUCUGUAAUGAGAGUCACAGCUGUUGUCCACUUGAUUAGUCACUCACACCGAUGUCCAACCUUAUGAAAAGGCCGGUGACCGCAGAGCAUCUCGGGCUGCUCCUCAUGAUCCCUACUGUGUGAUUUCCGAUGGCUGAACUAACUGUUGCUCACAGCUGACAGGGACUGUGCACCAGGCAGCGCUGCUCUGUAACUGAUAAUGGUGCCAGCGCCCACACUGAGCUAUGAGCAGUGGUGUGUG